CUUACUCCCGUGGCUGCUGUGCCGCAGGUCUUGCCCUUGCGCCACGACGUUAAGGAGGAGCAACCAAGCAAUUCACCAUCGCCCAUCCGUACGGAACAGCCGGUAGCCAUUGAUCUGACCACAGCUUCUAUGGCAUCCUCGCAAAGCGACGGCAUAUCCAGCUUAUCCAGCAAAUCGUAUUCCCUGGAAGAUGUUCAAAUGGCUCCCUCAGUGGCACAUUACAUGGAUGGACCACCUAGAGAUAUUCUGCAGCGACUUGAACGCACAAUGACCGAUAUAAGCCAGGAGCUGCGCUCCCGCAACCAAAUUGAGCACAACCGUUUACUCCUGGAUGCCGCCAAAUUCAAGUUUUUGAAUCCGGACUUCCAAUUUCAGCCCACUUUUUAGGAGUUCGUUCCCCAGGAACGAAACCAACUAUGAAUUUAUGUAUUAUAUACAUAUAUAAUAUCUAUACCAACUGAAUAAACAACAUUCCCUCCA
This is a messenger RNA of Drosophila miranda, 480 nucleotides long. RefSeq names its product protein stand still-like. The record is from RefSeq and is a predicted model, not a curated record. NCBI's taxonomy places the organism in Eukaryota, Metazoa, Arthropoda, Insecta, Diptera, Drosophilidae. Bases 130 to 387 code for a protein of 85 amino acids. The transcript has a single exon.